Molecule: messenger RNA, 3136 nt
Organism: Aegilops tauschii subsp. strangulata
Lineage: Eukaryota; Viridiplantae; Streptophyta; Magnoliopsida; Poales; Poaceae
Source: RefSeq, a predicted model, not a curated record
AACUCGCGUUCAGCUGCAAGAUGAUUUGGUUGAGCAUAUGUGGGCCCAUGUUGGCAACCAAUAGAUGUCACUAUCUUUUUUUUAAUGUAUUUGAGACAAUUUAAUUUUUAUUUGGCCUGGAAACUAUGAGAUAUUUAUUUGGUUGAGAUAUUCAUGUAUUUUUUUUGAAUUAUGUAAACUAAGGUCAAAUUUUUAUAUGUUUGCAGAAAAACAUGAUAGACCGUUUAUGAGGACGAAAAUGCAUCUGUGUCUUGAGGCACGAUCGACCCAAAUAUAGAAGGAAGCUAUGAGCGAGCAGCCAACGAACAAAAAAUGGAGAAAACGCGCGUGGACGACGCGUUGGAGUUGCUCUAACUCCGGGGGCUGCCGGGCUCCGUAGACUGCAGUGGCCGUUCUCUCAUCUCCGCUUGCUCAACACAGGGCUGGUGCCUUGGUGCUUGGUGGGGAGUUGCUAAGAAAUCUUCGACAAAGCAUGUCUGAUGUGGCCGCGCGGCUUCCUCUUGCGUCUUCUCCUCCGCGUGACCGCCGGCGCCACUGCCCGCCACGCCUGCGCGCGCGUCCACCCGCUCCUCGUGAAGUCCGGCCACGCUUCCGACACUCGCCUCGCCACCGCGCUCGCCGACGCCUAUGCCAAGUCCGGCCUCGUCACGCACGCGCGCAGGGUGUUCGACGAAACGCCGCGCAGGGACCUCGUGCUCUGGAACGUCAUGAUCUCCUGCUACUCGUCCCAUGGCCUGCUCCUCGACUCAUGGGCCCUCUUCGCCUCCAUGCGGAGGAGGCCCGGCCUCUCCGGCGACGGCUUCACCUUCAGUGCCUUGCUGAGCGCCCGCGCUCCUCCUUCUUCCCGCGGCCACCUCCUGGGGCUCCUGGCGCACGGCCUUGUUCUCAGGCUGGGCCUCCAGCUGGACCUUGUCGUCGCCACCGCGCUCCUCGACAUGUAUGCAAAGUGCGGCCGGGUCGCUGAUGCUCGCUGGGUGUUCGAUGCCAUGCUGCUAAGGAACUCUGUAUCCUGGAAUGCCAUCAUUGUCUGCUAUGGCCGCCAUGAUGGAGGCAAGGAAGCACUGCAGAUUUUCGUGUCCAUGCUCAGGAAUGAUGAUGGCUGCUGUUGUCGGCCUGACGAGCUCACGCUUGCCAGUUUGCUUAGUUCCUGUGCCAACAUGGCAGCUGCCUAUGAGGCUACCCAGCUUCAUGCUUAUGCCCUCAAAAGGGGCUUACAAGGAUUUCUGCAAGUAGCCAACGCUCUGAUCAUGGCCUAUGGUAAGAAUGGUUUUCUUCAACAAGCAACACAGACAUUUGCCACCAUCCAUAGCCCAGACAUAGUUUCAUGGUCAUCCAUGGUUUCAUCUUUUGCCUACCUUGGGUGUGCCAAGAGCGCAAUCCAUGUGUUUGAAAGAAUGCUCCAACAAGGCGUGCGGCCUGACGGCAUUGCGUUUCUUGGAGUUCUUUCUGCCUGCAGCCAUGCUGGACUCAUUCAACAUGGCCUGAAGUAUUUUCUUCUAAUGACGACGGACUACCAAAUUGAUCCAUGUCCGCAGCAUCUUGCUUGUCUCGUUGAUCUCCUAGGGAGAGCUGGCAGGGUUCAGGACGCCUACAACAUUUUACUCAACAUCUCCUGCCAAACAAACACUGAUGUAAUUGGAGCUUUCCUUGCUGCCUGCAAGACACGAGGCAACAUUGAGUUGGCAAAGUGGGCUGCUGAUAGGCUACUCGGUCUGGAGCCAAACGAGCCAGCCAAUUACCUGCUUAUAUCUAAUGCUUAUGCUGCUGCAGGAGCUUGGAGUGAGCUUGCAAAGGUAAGAAGUUUUAUGAGAAACGUGGGCGGCAACAAGGUGCCUGGUUGUAGCUGGAUAGAAAUAGGUGGAAAGGUUCAGACAUUUGUCUCCAAUGAUAUUUUGCUCCAACAAUCAACAAAUAUGCGACAAAUGAUGGAAAUUCUUGUUACAUUCAUGGAAAAAGAGAGCAAUGACGAUACUCUUUGUAAGGAUUCAGAUUUUAUUUCAGAACGGUUUUGAUGUCUCGGUAAAAAAUAUAUAUGGGUUAAACUGACAUCUGCAAUAUAUUGUGUCUGACCUUGUCAAUGUGGCAAUUGAACCAUUCUAAGGUAACUUGAAGAUUUCCUUAUUACAUGGUAGUUAGAUCAUUUCACCAUACAUUUUCUUUAAACUGAAUGGAUUGCCAGAAUUGCCUGGAACAGGUUAUCAUAAAAAUGAAGAUAGGAUACUAGAACCCUCAGGAAGGCAGAAAAUUGUCUCUUGCUUAUGCAGUUAUGCUUAUGUACGUAUGUCAACAAUCAUAUAUUUCUGUCGAAUCAUAGAUUUAUCUUGCAGUGGUGCAAAUCGAUUUAUUAUUUCUCAUGAAUCUCCAGAUGUUGUGCUAAUAUGAAAAAGUGAGGAGGGUUAGCAGGUAGAUGAGGUGAUCCGUGAUCCUAAUACGCCGCUUCUAUCCCCGAGAUGGCGACAGCUGACAGUCGUGUUAGAAUACUUCUCGCCGCCGCGAGAUGGUGGAGCGAAGACUAAUCAGUAUGUCGCUCUCCCUGAGCUCCUCUCUUCAGAAUGUCACCUAAGACAACAUGGCAGCAACUUAAGCAGCAGAUUAGUACCCCACGAAUCGAGCACUCUUAACUCGAUCGAUCAUAAUUGAUGGACGACCGUUCUUAUCUCAGUCAUCAUAAUUGACGGACGAUGAUCGUGACCAUGAUGACUCUCUCUUGUGUGUGUGCUUGAUGCCUGUCGUCCUUCGCCCAUUACUGUUUUCUCAGGGGUGCUUGCGGUGCUCCAUUUCUGGCUGGUUGCUGGAGGUUGGUAAGGCAGGUUCAGAUCUGGGCUUUUAGUGCGAUUCAAGUCUACAGGAUUCAGAUUUUAUUUCAGAAUGGUUUCGAUAUCUCAAUAAAAAUACAUGCGGAUUAAACUGACAUCUGCAAUGUAUGGUCUCAGACCUUACCAGUGUGACAAUGUAACCAUUUUCAGGUUAUCAUAAAGACGGAGAUAGGAUACUAGAACCGUCGGGAAGGCAGAAACUGGUCUCUUGCUUAUGCAGUUAUGCUUAUGUAAGUAUUUCAACAAUCAUAUAUUUCUAUCGAAUUGUAUAUUUCUAUCGCAGUGCUGCAAAUCGAUUUAUUACUUCUCAUGAACCUCAA